This is a messenger RNA of Aspergillus homomorphus CBS 101889, 4755 nucleotides long. Its product is annotated as phosphoribosylformylglycinamidine synthase. The coding region runs from base 387 to 4472 and encodes 1361 amino acids. The transcript has a single exon. NCBI's taxonomy places the organism in Eukaryota, Fungi, Ascomycota, Eurotiomycetes, Eurotiales, Aspergillaceae. Gene Ontology annotation, molecular function: phosphoribosylformylglycinamidine synthase activity. The record is from RefSeq and is a predicted model, not a curated record. Gene Ontology annotation, biological process: 'de novo' IMP biosynthetic process.
CGAGCCUGAAAUGCCUGACGGACGCUGCUCCUGCCUCAGUCCGUUCAAGUUUGCCGCCGUUUUCCGGGGAAAAGUGCAUACCACGUGACUGAUAAGAUGUCACGAUAAGCCGGAAGGAGUCUAGCGCGGGGUGGUUUUUCCCACCCUCCGUCAACGGAGCAGAAAGAUUCAUUUUUGACCCAAGUCGAGCAGCUCAAACGCCUCCUUCAGUCUGUUGAACUCACUCAUUAGAGGUGUGUCUGUGACACCUCUUUCAUAGAGGACACUCUCCUGUUCUCUCACCAAUUUAGUCAACUCCACCCUAUCCUUUCCCUUCCUCCCGCCACCCCGCCUCUCUCUACUUCCCUCUCCCGCCGACCGAGUGAGUCACUCUGCACCACCUCAAAAUGGCCUCCAACUCAACCUACCUGGCCAUUCCUGGCUCUGUCGCCUUCUCCCACUCUCGCGGACGUGCAGUGGCUGCUAGUAUCGGAGCUCAUGAUGUCCGUGCUCAAUGGAUCCAUUAUGUCCACCUUUCCCAGCCAUUGGACGAACCCCAGCGGGCGGUAUUGGAGCAGCUCCUCCGCUAUGGUGAUAUUACCGACAUUCCUCCUACAUUCACCGCUGAAGACGGCUCGUUCGAUGUAUUCCACGUCUUCCCCCGUACGGGUACAAUCUCUCCCUGGAGUUCCCAGGCCACCGGUAUCUCUCACGUCUGCGGCUUACGCCAGUACGUGAAGCGCAUUGAGCGGGGUAUGAAGUUCUCCUGCCUGCGCACCGAAAACAGCGAAUACAAGGAUGGCUUCCAGGAUGUUCUCCAUGACCGCAUGACUCAGAUCAUGAGCGAGAAUGAACCGGAUCUUCACCUGAUGUUUUCCGAGCAUAGCCCUCGGCCCCUCGAGACUAUCCCUCUUCACGGCAGCAGCAAGUCCCCCAAGGAGGUCCUUCAGGAGGCAAACAAGAGACUGGGACUGGCAUUGGAAGAGUCGGAAAUCGAGUAUCUGGCCGAUGCUUACGGUCCUAAUGGCCCUCUUGCUCGCGACCCUACCGACGUUGAGCUGUUCAUGUUUGCCCAGGUCAACUCUGAACACUGCCGUCACAAGCAAUUCAACGCGUCCUGGGUCAUUGACGGAAAGCAAAUGCCCAACAGUCUCUUCUCCAUGAUCCGCAACACACACAAGAAGAACCCGGAAUACACCGUAAGCGCCUACAGCGAUAACGCCGCCGUCCUCGAGGGAGAUCACUCCGCUUUCUGGGCUCCCAACACGGCCACCGGGGAAUGGGGCCACACGAAGGAACAGGUCCACUUCCUGGCCAAGGUCGAAACUCACAACCACCCUACCGCCGUCUCACCCUACCCCGGUGCGGCGACCGGGUCCGGUGGAGAAAUCCGUGACGAGGGUGCCGUCGGCCGGGGGUCCAAGCCCAAGGCUGGUCUCGCUGGUUACUGUGUCUCUGACCUCAACAUCCCUGGCUUGAAACAGCCCUGGGAGCUGGAUGUUGGCAAGCCCAACCACAUUGCCAGCAGUCUGGACAUUAUGUUGGAAGCCCCUAUUGGAAGCGCAGCUUUCAACAAUGAAUUCGGACGUCCUUGCAUUUCGGGAUACUUCCGUACUCUGCUGACUGAAAUCGAUGUUGGCAAUGGCCAAACUGAGGUUCGCGGUUACCACAAGCCUAUCAUGAUUGCUGGUGGUGUCGGAACUGUCAGACCCCAGCAUGCCAUCAAGAAGCCCGAGGUUGUCAAGCCUGGUGCCUACCUGGUUGUUCUGGGUGGACCUGCUAUGCUCAUCGGCUUGGGUGGAGGCGCUGCCUCUAGUAUCACUUCCGGUGAAGGAUCGGCAGAUCUUGACUUCGCUAGUGUCCAGCGUGGUAACGCUGAAGUUCAGCGGAGAGCGCAAGAGGUGAUCAACGCCUGUACUUCUAUGGGCGAUGCCAACCCCAUCAAGUUCAUCCACGACGUUGGAGCCGGUGGACUUUCCAAUGCCCUUCCUGAGCUCAUCCACGACUCCGGUUUGGGUGCCACUUUCGAGCUUCGUGAGAUUGACAGUGCCGAUAAGAGUAUGAGCCCCAUGCAGAUUUGGUGCUGUGAAGCCCAGGAGAGAUACGUUCUGGCUGUUGGCGAGGAGAGCAUGAACAAGUUCACUGCCAUUGCGAACCGUGAGCGCUGCGGUUUCUCCGUUGUCGGACGUGGUGGUGGCACAUCUGAGGAGGAAAAGAGGCUCAUUCUUCUGGACCGUGAGUCCACUGAGUACCCCAAGCCUAUCGAUCUGCCGUUGUCUGUCCUUUUCGGCAAGCCUCCUAAGAUGACUCGGGUUGUUGACUCCCGCAAGUUGACCCUACCCGCGGUGGAUGCUAGCCUUGCCACAUACUUGCCGUCCCUCGCAACCAACCCUCUUGAGCUCCUUGGAGAGGCCGCCAAGAGAGUUCUCUCCCUUCCUGCUGUCGGUUCCAAGUCUUUCCUCAUCACCAUUGGUGACCGGACAGUCGGUGGUCUCACUGCUCGGGAUCAGAUGGUCGGCAAGUGGCAGACUCCUGUGGCUGACGUCGCUGUCACUGCCACCGCCCUGGUCCAGGGUGUCAAGUCCGGUGAGGCCAUGGCCAUGGGCGAGAAGCCCGCACUGGCCCUCAUCUCUCCGGCUGCUUCAGCCCGCAUGGCUGUUGCGGAGUCCCUCAUGAACAUUGCUGCUGCCGACCUUGUUGAUCGGCUGAGCCGCGUCAAGCUUUCCGCCAACUGGAUGUCUGCCAGCAGCCAUCCUGGCGAAGGCGCUGCCAUCUACGAGGCCGUGGAGGCUAUUGGUAUGGAACUUUGCCCCAAGCUUGGCAUCAGUAUCCCAGUUGGCAAGGACUCUAUGUCCAUGAAGAUGAAGUGGAAGGAUGAGGCUUCCCAAGAAGCCAAAGAAGUCACUGCCCCCAUGUCUCUUGUCAUCUCUGCUUUCGCGCCCGUUGGCAACUUCCGCAAGACCUGGACCCCGGCCCUGCGUCGUCUCGAGGAUGUUGGUGAGACUGUCCUGAUGUUUGUCGACCUGUCCUUUGGUCGCAAGGCUCUGGGUGGUUCCGCUCUCGCCCAGGUCUUCAACCAGAUCGGAGAUGAAUGCCCCGACAUUCGUGACAUCGAGAUUUUCAGAGACUUCUUCGAUGCCACUCAGCAGCUGCAGGAGGCGGGCAUCGUUCUCGCCUACCACGACCGCUCCGAUGGUGGUCUGUUCACCACCCUGGCCGAGAUGAUGUUCGCUGGCCGCUGCGGUGUUGAGAUUAUGCUUGACAACAUCUGCGCUAGUUCCAGCACCAAGGACGUUGUGGAGACCCUGUUCAACGAGGAACUGGGUGCUGUCUUCCAAGUCCGCAAGGAGCAUGAGAUCCAAUUCCGUUCUUGCUUCGCCACCUGCGGGCCCCCUGCUGGCUUAAUUCACAAGAUUGGUCGCGUUUCUGAGAAGUCCAAGCAGAACCUCACUAUCUACCACAAGCACACCUUGGUCCACCGUAACAGCCGUGCCAACCUCCAGCAGACCUGGACCGCCACCUCCUACCACAUGCAGAAGAUGCGUGACAAUGCUGCUUGCGCUGAUCAAGAGUAUGCCAACAUCCUUGAUGAUGCCGAUCCUGGUCUGUCUUGGAAGCCGACUUUCGACCCCAAGGACAAGGCUAUGCCUCUCUUGACCAGCCUGACCCAAAUGUCGCCCUUCAGCAACAAGCCUCGCGUCGCCAUUCUUCGUGAGCAGGGUGUCAACAGUCAGGCUGAGAUGGCGUUCGCCUUCAACAUGGCUGGUUUCUCUGCCGUUGAUGUUCACAUGACGGACGUCAUCUCCGGCCGCGUCUCCCUGUCCAGCUUUGUUGGUCUUGCCGCCUGCGGUGGUUUCUCCUACGGUGACGUUCUUGGUGCCGGUCAAGGUUGGGCCAAGUCUGUCCUGCUGCACGACAACACCCGCAACGAGUUCCAGUCCUUCUUCCAGCGCCCUGACACUUUUGCUCUGGGUGUCUGCAAUGGUUGCCAGUUCCUUUCCCGUCUCAAGGAGUUGAUUCCUGGCGCCCAGAACUGGCCCAGCUUCGAGCGCAAUGCCAGCGAACAGUACGAGGGACGUGUGGCCUUGGUCCGCAUCUCCGACUCCGACCCAUCCCGGCCCAGCGUCUUCCUCCACGGCAUGGAUGGCUCUUCCCUUCCCAUCGCCGUUGCUCACGGAGAGGGUCGCGCCUCGUUCGCUCCUGCUUCCGGCACCACCGCUCAGUCCUUUGUCAGCGAGGGUCUGGCUCCCGUCCGCUACGUGGACAACGCCACCCUCAAGCCUACGAUGAAGUACCCUGCCAACCCCAACGGCAGUCCCGAGGGUAUCGCCGGUGUUCGCAGUGCUGACGGUCGUGUGCUGGCCAUCAUGCCUCACCCCGAACGUACGGUGCUGGGCGGCAUUGCCAGCUACUUGCCUCCUAACGCUGAAGAGUGGGGCGACAUCGGCCCAUGGGGUCGUGUCUUCCUCAGCGCCAGAAGAUGGGUUGGUUAAACAUUGGACGAAAAACUUUCUGUCUUGUUUAUUUGACCGAGUCUGGUUACAACAAGAUGAGCAGUUUUGGAAGAUGAGAAAAACAAAUAAAAUGUUACGGCGCAUGUCUCGAGUCCUUUAUAAUGAAUGAUAUAAAUACAACAUCAAGGCCUAUCUUUUUUAUUUCUACCUUUGGGUCUGAUACUUCAUGAUGAGAUGUGUAAAAAAAAUAUGAGUGGUUGAUAGUUUACCUGGCUGGAUUGAUCUAGGACUGUGCACAGCAAGAACACAGAAUGUGAAUACA